Acanthopagrus latus (yellowfin seabream) is the source of this 1580-nucleotide messenger RNA. RefSeq lists its product as uncharacterized. Bases 104 to 1000 code for a protein of 298 amino acids. The record is from RefSeq and is a predicted model, not a curated record. NCBI's taxonomy places the organism in Eukaryota, Metazoa, Chordata, Actinopteri, Spariformes, Sparidae. Gene Ontology annotation, cellular component: plasma membrane. The transcript has 7 exons.
AAGUCGAAAUACAUAAAUACUGAGCAAACUUUCAUUUCAGAUUAGAAACUGCGCAGUAGUGCUCACCAUUGUUGUCAUCCUGAAAACCUUUUUUUCCACAGUCAUGAAAGCACUUCUGGUUGUUGCAGCGGUCGCCCUGAUCCGUGGCAGUUUUGCCACUCUGCUCAUUAAAGGGCCGACCGAGCCGAUCCUGGAGGGAGAGAGCAUCACGCUGGAGUGCCUGAUCUCGGACUCAGAGCUCAACAUCAGCCAGGUCCACUUUGAGAUCUUCUCCAAGUACAUGCAGACAUGGCGUCCGGUUUGGGAGCGAUCCUGGUGCUACUAUUCCAUGCAGAUCGAGCAGAUUUCGGACAGCCUCGUCCUGACUAUUCCCCGCGCAGGAAGGUACUACGAGGGGCCCUACCGCUGUGUGUCCGACGCCGAGAAUGUGACUGCGCCAGACAACUCCUCCCAGGUCCUGGCCAUCAAAGUGCAUUACAUGGGUGAGCUGUCGCUGUCGAGGGAAGGCUUCACCAGCUACCUGGGCGUCCCACAGGAGCUGAGGGUGCGAGCCGGGGACGACGUGGUGCUGAAGUGCUCCGCCAGCGCGUCGGAGGAGCCGAGCUACUUCUGGAACAAGAACGGUGACGACUGGAUCCUGCCUUCCUCCAAGCUGACGCUGAAGAAGGUGAGCGCCCAGGACGAAGGAAAGUACACCUGCGUGGCCGAGCAUCCCUCCGUGGAGUCGUUCAGCAGGAGGCGCACCAUCAGCAUCACCGUGCUGCCUGAGGAUGCCCCCUGGUACGAGUCGAGUAACGGACGUCUCGUGCUGAUGACCUCGGCGGCGGCCGUGUCUCUCCUGGUGUUCAUCCUCUCCAUGAGCGUGUUCCUGUGCCGCAGGGCAAAGCAGACCAAGACCAGCAAGGGACCCAUUGAUGACCGGUCUCAGAAAAAGCCCAUCUACAGAAGCAGCGUGGAGUCCUUACCCUCCACCUGCGGAGACAAACAACCUCUGGUGUGACGGCCCAGGCAGGUGGAAGGAUGAAGAGAUGAAGAGGGAGCGAGCGACGAGAAGAAAGAUGGGAAGGUUGGGCCGGGAAAAUGGGCGACACUUAAGAGAGGGACGGGGGACGAUGUGGGGUUACGGACGAUCAGAAUGCAGGGUGGGGGAAAAUGAGGGAGGUAAAGAUUUGGAGACUGUAGGGAGAGCACAAUAAAAAUCAGUAACAAGCUGGGUGGAAAAAAAAGAAAAAAUCUCUGAAGGGCAAAUGAUUGCUGUAGAGGCACAAAAGCUGCGCUGCUUGUGGGUGUAUGCUUCAGUUAUGCAUCUAGGACAAGAUGGGCAAUUUCUCUUUAUUUAUCCCGCAUUGUAGGAAAUGGCGAGCUACGUUUUUAGCGAAGCGUCGACGGCGGCGGGAUGAGCCUCCCGCGCCGCGAGAGCUGUUAAGACCCCACGCAAAAUUCUCUCCUUUUUUUCUGUCACAAACAUAAUUGCUCGGCUGUGUAUCAUGAAUGGAGCCAUUUGGGUGAUAGGACAAGGUUUCCCUUGUGUUGGUUUCCCUUUCAACCUUUUUUUUUCUUUUUUUUUCUUUUCUUCCAAA